UCCCAUAAGUCUUUUAAUAUUCGGAGACAAAAGGUGGAAAUGUCUUUAAAAAUUCUACUUUCCAAACACCUAAGAUUUCUCCUUUCCACUGGCAAAUAGGUAUUACCUAGAAUUAAGGCAAUACAUAAAUGAAUAAAAUAGAUGAUAACUUUUUCAUUGUUUCAUUUGGAGAAAUACUUUAGAAGGUCCACAAACAGGUGCCUGAGCCUACCAAAGAGGGACAUUAGCAUUUUAUUUCCAGCAUGUCCUGAUAACUUACUGAUACUAGACAUUUUUGCAAGGAGCAGCCAGCCUUUAGGCUCCCGAAUCUAAGAAGGAUGAUAGUGAAUUAUUAUUCAUAUUGAGUUUUCUCCAUUGGUUAUGGCUUUAUCAAUCCAGAUGAUCAAUCAACUUUCAGAUUUUAGUUCUGAACCUGGAGCUUUCUGUUUGGUGUUCAAAAUAAUGGAUGUCAAAGUAAUAGCUCAUCUCCUACCGACAGACUGGACCUCCCCGAUCAGCACAUCUCUGUUCAGCAAGCAUGUUUGUCGGCCUUGUAUCCCUCUUCUGGCCCCAGGAUCCAGGAAAACAUGAGUCUCAGCUUUUUUCUACUUCUGUACAGCACAGGGUGGCCUUCAGGUGGUGCCUUCACAGCAAAUACUCCCCUGUCCCUUCGUCUGUCAAUUUAGGACAAUAAAAAUAAUCUGCCUCACAGAGUCAUGCUUUACUUUCUCCAGUUAAAACUCUAUGAAGGCAAAUAUGAGUAUCCAAACUGCAGAAACAGAAUCUGUUGUCCUUUUGUGAAAUUUCGAGAUGAAUAAUGAAACCUGCUACCCUAUUGCACAAUUUGGGACAAGAAAUAUAAGCUAUAGGUUGAAGAUAAGACAUUUCCCCCUAGUAGAACAGGUCACAGUUGAUUAGUUAUCUCCAGAUGCAAUGAAGAAAGCAAAAAUUGUUCAAACUAUACAUUCCUUCCUUAAAGUGAGCAACUUACAAUCACUUUGGAACACAAACGUCAUGCCAGGUACACUGCAGCUUUCCACAUAGCGUCUUAUUUAAUCUUCACAGCAUCCUGUGUUAUCAGAUUUUUGAGGAAGGUGAAGAAACUGAGGCUCAGUAGGUCUAAGUAAUUUGCUCAAGGUUGCAGCUAAGUAACAGAGCCAGAGUUUGAACCCAGUUGUCUUCGAAGCCCAGAUGGUAACAAUUCGACCAGGCAACAUAGCCAAGUCAGAUAGUCCACCAUCUAAAGACCUGGAGGGAUACAUAAAUUACUAGUCAAACAAGUAAGUGCUGUUUUCUACUAGAAGAACUCUGGGGAAACAGUAAGUUCCUUCUGAUCUAAUCCACAAGCCAAGUGUGUGAUGGGUCACGUGUCCCUGAAGCCUCCAGAUUAGGAAAUGCAUGAUUUCAUGCAGUCCACAAAAUAAAGAAGGAUAGUGGUAGGGGGCUGGGAAAGCGGGGGUGCUUGGGUCUCCUUAGACCAGCCAGGGCUGUUUCAAGGUCCAUACAGUUGAGGGUCAGGAAGACACAGUCCGACAUGACUGAAGAGUGCUGACACGCCUUUAACAGUUUAGCAAGCUGUAUUUUUAAAAAAUGGACCUUAAUGGGAAGACACACUGGGAUAGCAUCCUGGAGGGAUUUUUUUUUUUUUUUAAGUUCUAAUCAACUAGAAAAUGUGACGUGGGUGCGUACUGUGAUUAUUUAACAUUCAUUAUUCACUGUAUGUUAGGUGCUUGGUUGAUGUGAAUCCCCAGGGCCUAGCUGCUGUUCUGUGUCACUCCUGAUAAUUUUUAAAUUGACUAUGUUCUUUUAACCAUGUUUUAAAAAGUUGAACUACCCCAAUGUGAACACUUUCCAUUUUUGCUAUAUAAUGAGAGUAUUUUCAUUCCUUUAAUGCUUGCUUUUCCCUUUGAUCUAACAAUUUCUCUUCAAAUUUCACAGUUUUCUGUUGCUUUAGGAUUGAAAGAACAGAUUAGCCCGCUGGGAGCGUGAAACAGAUUUAAAAAAAAUCUGCAUGAUAUUUCCUCCCAGUGAAAUUAAUUUAGGUUUAAAUACAGGGGGAAGGGGCACACCUUGUCCUCGAGUCUCUUUCUGUCACACACCUGAGCAUUUCCUAUCCUGAAAGGGCACAGUCGGACUUGCUGCUAAGUCAAGUCUUUUGUGAGAAUCUUUUUUGCAAGGCACAGUAGGAGAACCUUUUUCUCUUUGACACCCGGCUUUGUGUGGGCCUGAUGACACGUUUGGACGGCUCUAUUUCUUUGAAGGCCAACCUCAGAGGCCCAUGGACGCGUCGGGCGCUGUCCGUGGCUGGGUUACUUAAGUGUAGCUGGGUUGGCUUCCCGGGUGUUUUAGGAAACGCACCUUCUUGCAGGGCAGGGGCCGUCAGUUCCAGAGCAACAAAGGAUAAUUUGGAGGGGAGUGGAAGGAGCGCUCCACAGUGGCUCUGUCAUCCCAGGUUCCCUUCUGCCUAGCACCGUGGCCCUAGUGAUCCCGCCUUCGCCCUCUGGAUCCCCCACCCCCACUGUCUCGCUGCUCCAGAGCCCAGCGGGGCGCGGCGAGCCCCACCACCUUCCCCCACACCCUCCCUCCCCAUCCCCUUCAAACCCUACGAGCAGCGCUGCGCGCCGCAGCCGCGCUCGCCCCGCGCCCCGCGCCGGCCUCCCCAGCACCCCGGGGACCCGGUCCCCGGUCUCGCCUCCCCGUGUCCAGCAGUUCACAGCCUCCCCCUCCAGCCCCACUGGCGGGAGCUGUCAAGCCCGCGGUAGCCGAACCAGCCCCCGUGCGCCCGCGUCUCCUCUCCUUCCUUUGUGUGUGCGCGAGCGGAGUUGGGGCGGAGGGAGAGGGGGAGGUCGCUCUGUCUGUCCGUCUCCCGCCGCCUCUGCCCGGGCUACUCGAAGUGCGGCCGGAGAGGCGGGAGCCCAGGAGAGGGUGCGGGAGCUGGCGGGGCGGCUCGGGGCCGCCGGGACGCCCUGGUCCUAGUCGCGCACAGGGUAGCGCGGCCGGCAGAGGGGCUCGGCGGGAGCCGAGAUCCGCCCGUCCCGGCCGCCCCUCGGCCUCCCUCUGUUCCCACCUACCCCCUGACACCCGGAGAAAAGCGUGCAAACGCGCGGAGCGGGACGGAAACCACAAAUAAAUAGCGGCGGCGGCAGCGCGUCAUCUGGUGGAGCAGGAAGUGCAGGCAGAGUCCGGAGGCUGGUGCUUUCUGCGCGUCCCCAGGACUUUGCCAUGGGCUGGGGGCCGCGGAGGCUGCGAGCGGCCGGGCGAGGGCAGCGGCUGCGGCGCCCGCACCGGGGCUGAGCGAGCAGCGACGCGAGGGGCGCGCGGAGAUGGCAGCGUCCAGCAACUCCAGCCUGUCCGGCUCUUCGGUGUCCUCCGUCUAUUCUGAACCCAGAAGCCAGAGGGAGCUUCCAAAAUAUGCUGAAGAAUACCAGCCUCCAAUAUGGAAAUCAUACCUAUAUCAGUUACAGCAAGAGGCACCUCGUCCCAAGAGAAUCAUUUGUCCUCGGGAGGUGGAAAACAGACCAAAAUAUUAUGGGAGAGAGUUUCAUGGGAUCAUCUCUCGGGAGCAGGCGGAUGAGCUGCUCGGAGGUGUGGAGGGUGCCUACAUCCUUAGAGAAAGCCAGCGGCAACCAGGAUGCUACACGCUGGCUCUCAGGUUUGGAAACCAGACCUUAAACUACAGGCUCUUCCACGACGGGAAACACUUUGUGGGCGAGAAGAGGUUUGAGUCGAUUCACGAUCUGGUGACAGAUGGCUUGAUAACACUGUACAUAGAAACAAAAGCUGCCGAGUACAUUUCAAAAAUGACAACUAACCCCAUCUACGAACACAUUGGAUAUGCCACCCUACUCAGAGAAAAAGUAUCCAGAAAGCUGAGCAAGUCUAAAAACGAACCAAGAAAAACAAACGUCACACACGAAGAACACACGGCGGUGGACAAGAUCUCCUCCCUGGUUCGAAGGGCAGCCCUCACACACAACGACAACCACUUCAACUAUGAGAAGACACACAACUUUAAGGUCCACACGUUCCGAGGCCCACAUUGGUGUGAAUAUUGUGCCAAUUUCAUGUGGGGGCUCAUCGCCCAAGGGGUCCGGUGCUCAGACUGUGGAUUGAACGUACACAAACAGUGUUCCAAGCACGUUCCCAAUGACUGCCAACCUGAUCUCAAGAGGAUCAAGAAAGUAUACUGUUGUGACCUCACAACACUUGUGAAGGCUCACAACACUCAGAGACCCAUGGUGGUGGACAUUUGCAUUCGGGAAAUUGAAGCAAGAGGAUUAAAAUCGGAAGGCCUUUACAGAGUCUCUGGGUUCACUGAACACAUUGAAGAUGUCAAAAUGGCAUUUGACAGAGAUGGUGAAAAGGCCGAUAUAUCUGCCAAUGUCUAUCCAGACAUAAACAUCAUCACUGGAGCCCUUAAACUGUAUUUCAGAGACUUACCCAUCCCUGUCAUCACAUAUGAUACCUACUCCAAAUUUAUAGAUGCAGCAAAAAUCUCCAAUGCAGAUGAGAGGCUGGAAGCCGUCCAUGAAGUGCUGAUGCUGCUGCCUCCUGCCCACUAUGAAACCCUCCGGUACCUAAUGAUCCACCUCAAAAAGGUUACUAUGAAUGAAAAAGACAAUUUCAUGAAUGCAGAAAAUCUGGGGAUCGUGUUUGGGCCCACUCUGAUGAGGCCCCCUGAGGACAGCACCCUUACCACCCUGCAUGAUAUGCGGUACCAAAAGCUGAUUGUGCAGAUUUUAAUAGAAAACGAAGACGUUUUAUUCUAAUCCAUCAGGGAAAUGAGUUGAAUGGCCUCAGCCCCAUCCAAGUUGACAAAGCUAAAGGAACAAAAACUUUUCUUACCACUUGAUUUGUUUUCCAAACAAGUGCUAGAAUUUGCUGGACCGCAGAGGAUCGCUGAGUGGGGUACUGUGUCUCAUAGACAUGCGCCACCUCCACGUGAGAACAAGGGUGAAGGUGAGGGAAGCCCCAUCGCCUUGGGUCUUUUGCUGUGCCUCCUAUGUAUGUCUGGUUUGCUGGAAGAGUGAUUAAUACAUCUUUAAUUUAUUAAAAACAAUGUAGACCUUUAAAUUUCAGUCUUAUUGGUAAUAAAAGGGAACUUAAUUCAUAAAGGUACUUGAUAACAGUUAUACAUUUUCCACUUACAAAAAGAAGACAAUUCUGUUCAAUGUUAAAUGAAACCUAUAUCAUAAAACAUAUUUUUAUUUUAGCCACAAGAAUGUUAUUUUUAGCAAAUAGAACUCAAUGCAGUGCAUUGGUUAUUAUCCUGUGUACCUUGUCCCUCAUUUUGCUGUGACACCCUGAAAAAGCUGACCACAAAUGCAGUAUUAUCUCGACAUACCUCUGUCCUCCUCAGUGCUUUUCAAUGAAAUUUCACCUGCCCCUUGUGUUCCUGCUUUUGACAGUUUUUGCUCUUAAGCACUGGCAUUCUUCUAUUGUAUGGUAUAUAUUUAUAGCAAUUGUAGGAUGGUCUGAAAUGUCCACCAAUUUUCUUUUCAUACAAAUUUUGUGAAUUCCCAAAGUAUGCUUUGGAAUUGGUCAUAGUCUUUUCGUAUCAUGAGUGUGUAUCCCAGAAGAUACAGAAUGCGGUCAUUUUACCUGAAAUUAUUUGAGAACACUGGAUGUAUCUGGUCUGUGUAAAAAGUUAGCACUUUCCCUCUUUUCUUCCCGGCCAAGCCCUCUGAAUUCAUCUGUUAAUAUCAAAUUGUAUUUUUGCCACUUUUCUGUAUUGGUGAAAAGCGAAUCUGCAGAAUUGUCGAGGUUUUUCUUUUUUGUUCUAGAAACCUAUUUUUUAAAGUGAGAAUAAGGUUGGUUUUUACCAAAUAUUUGUUCCUCCUUGACAAAAGUAGCUCUGUGUGGAUAAUUCAAUAUGAUUUUAUUACUAUAGUUCCAUUCUCUUGGUUAUAUUUAUCUUAGCAUGAGCCUUUCACACCAAGAUUUCUAUAUUUUGUAACAUAGGUGAAAUAUUUAAAACAUCAAAAACUGUAAAUCUAGAUUUUUAAAAAAUGCAACCACAAUGUCUUUUCCUUUGAUUGAGAUGAUUUGUGUAAACUCACCAAUCUUGCUUUGGAGUGAGCAGAAGAGAAUGACUGUGUUACGUGGAGCAUCACCGUGUGACUGUUGACCUGAACAGUCCCAAGGGCUAUGCAGAUGGACUCCAUUGGCACACGGAGGUCAGAAUGGUUUGACCUCUUCCCUGCUAUUAUCCCUCCUCCCAACUGUACAGCUUUGUUUGUUGUAGUUUAUGUACUUCUUGAUACUGUCAAAAAAUUAUCUGGAAAUGGUUUUAUUUUGUGAAGUGAACAAUACUUUGUAAUUUAUGAUAGUGUAAAUGGAAGGCAAAGCAUCACAUGUAUUAAAUUCUUCUGUCUAUUA
Macaca mulatta (Rhesus monkey) is the source of this 6357-nucleotide messenger RNA. Lineage: Eukaryota; Metazoa; Chordata; Mammalia; Primates; Cercopithecidae. The record is from RefSeq and is a predicted model, not a curated record.